Molecule: messenger RNA, 5421 nt
Organism: Macrobrachium nipponense
Lineage: Eukaryota; Metazoa; Arthropoda; Malacostraca; Decapoda; Palaemonidae
Exons: 6
Coding region: 301-1737 (478 amino acids)
Source: RefSeq, a predicted model, not a curated record
ACCAGACUUGGUGGCGUAAGCGACCAUUCUAUCCUUACGGGGUGAGAAAUUUUCUCCUCUUCAACUAUUCGUCAAGCUGCAUAGACUAAUAAACGUUGCUGUUCCUAAAGACGAGGCACUCCUUCAGUGAAAACGGUGCUUCUGCGCACAGUAGCUGCUAAGGUCCCCAACUAGACUAAAUUGGAUGAAAAACUCCCGAGAGACUCCCAAGUACACCACUCUCAGUCGCAGGUGGUUAAGGUUACAGCAUACCUACUGUCAACUACAAGACUGCUGUCUCCCUCUUCAGGUGGGUGAUGAAUGAGAAAAGGUACAGAAAAGGCGGUACUUAUACCAAGAGAUCCAUCCACAGGCCCAAUGUCUUCAGUAGGUUUCAGUGGGAAAUGGUUGUGGCCCACCACACCAAUGGAGGAGUUUUCGGAGAUUGGCCAUCAAAGAGGCACCUUCCUCAUGUGCUACCAGCUCAGCCUCUGUUCGUCUAGCCCUUUAUCGAGUGAACAUGUCAAGGAAAGCCUAGAACAUCUCUACAGGAAAGUUCCAAACUUGAGAGUCUGCUACGGAACGAGGGACGGAGUUUUAUGGUUUCGGGAAGCGGUCAACAGAGACAUUGACUUCCAGGUGGUCGAAACCGAAGACGUGUGGGAGGUGAUGAACUGCUUAAGAACUUACAGAUACAACUCGGAAACUGGUCCUCUGUGGUGUGCUAGGCUUGUCCCCGAUUCCCGAACGAGCUCGGCAGAGAACGGGCAUCACUAUGACCUGAUGCUCGGAUUCCACCAUGGCAUCACCGAUGGCUUUUCAGCGAUGAAAACGUGCGGUUUCAUCGUCUCCCUCUUGAACGAUGUGAUAGCAGGUAACCACAUCAAUGACGAAGAGCAACUAGCUGAAUAUACGAACCACGGAGAAACUGAAAGGGUGAUAUCAGAGAAGAGAUCUCUCCUCGAAAAUGAUCUAGGUUUACAAAAGCGACUAUUUAGCGAAUUAGAGAGGAAGAAGGAGAUCAAGUCUAUUUUCAGAGAGGCUGUCCAAAGCGCAGAAGGCGGCAAGGACAGGACCAGGAGUGUUCUCCGUUGCCUGGACGAGGAUGCGACUAAUAAAUUCGUUAAGAAAUGCCGCAGCGAAGAAGUUACUGUUCAUUCAGCUUUCACUGCUCUCGCCAAUGUAGCAAUGGCUGACCUCAUCGCAGAGGCAGACUCACGCCGAGAAUCUUAUCUUCUCAUCAACAAUCAUGUCAUUAACAUUCGGCGGUACUGGUCGGGUGACGUGUCGCGGUCCUUUGGCUGCCAUAUCGUGGCCCCAAUGACGAUCUUCACCGAAGUGCAACCUUUUGCUGAGGGGAAAUUCUGGGACUUCGCUCGCUCUGUUCACCUGGACCUCCAGAAAUAUCUGAAAGAAGGGGUCAUUCUGCAAAACCAAGCCCUUGGGCAGCUGAAGAAUUCUCCGAAACCGACUGCAAAGGACUUUUUCUAUCCGCUUCUCCCCUGCGAUUUCAGCACCUCCAAUCUGGGAGAUGUCACACCUUUGGUGACCGAAGGGGGAGAACACGUGAGACCCACCAAAGUGCUGAGAUCAGUAUCAAUCCAUUUCACAAAUGCGAGUUGGUCGCAUCUUUUCAACACGUUCAAAGGUCGCCUGAUUCAUGUUCUAGACUACAACAAUGCAACGAUGUCCAAAGAACUGGCGGAAAAAUAUUCCGACAACCUUUUCAAAAGGUUACUGGAAGUCACUGGAGAAUAAUAAUAAUAAGAUCGCAGGUAGAUCUUAUUCAAAGUGGUUAAGAAGGUAAGAGAAAAGAGGGGUUUCAAAUACUUCAGUAACAAUAACAUUGACAACACUUGGGCAAUAGUUGUAAGGACUAGGGCGGUCACCUUUCAUCAACAGAAAAAAGAAGGUUUCUAUUUUAUUUUCAUUCCACACGUUAAACUCAUUAAACGAUAGUGAAUUAGAUUUCCUUGGCUGGAAGGGAAUUGUCAUAAACUUAAAGGAAUGAUUUCUUCGUGUAAGACAGAUCGAUGAACAAUGAUGGUUUUUCGCUUUGAAUCAGGCAAGAAUUUCAAUUUUUCCAAUAAAUGAUCAUAAUGAACUUCCUCUAUAUUCCGUCGAUGACGACCACACAUUCCUUUACCAAACAAAUAAAUGUAUAGUAGAUUAAAAUGAUCUUAAUCACCUUCAACUGGUGGAACAUUCCAUCCUGUACGGCUCGAGGAGCAAUUGUCCAUGUAGGUAGGGAGUUAGUGCCGUCAGUGCACCUCAAAUGGUACAAGGUAAACAUUACUCAAGGUUCUUUUCAGCGUCCCUUCGGCCCCUAGCUGCAACCAUUUCAUUCCUUUUACUGUACCUCCGUUCAUAUUCCCUCUUCCAUCUUACUAUCACCCUCACCUAACAAUUAUUUCAUAAGGCAACUGAAAGGUUUUCCUCCUGUUACACUUUUCAAACAUUUUUACUGUCAGUUUCUGUUUAAGAACUGAAUGACAUUAUAGGUCCCAGCGCUAGACCUUUGGCCUAAUCCUAUAUUCUGAUAAUCCAAGGAGCAAUUAUGCGUUUGCCUGUAACUUUGGCUAACGAAUAACUUACGCAUUACGCAAAAGAAUUGGGAAUUAAUACUAUCAUAAAGCAUUUCAGUAACUCGAGAAGUGGCUAGCAUGCCUUGGCAAUUACUGGAGCCCUUAAGACAACCAUUUUGAGGGAUAGACACAAGGAGGACCUUCAGAUAGAACGCUUCCUCAAUCCAUUCUCCGUGUCGAGGGUGGAACUGGUAGGAGGGUCAAGGAAGAGAGACAGCUCUUGUUUUUACAGUACACAAAGUCACUAAGAGAGAGAGAGAGAGAGAGAGAGAGAGAGAGAGAGAGAGAGAGAGUCUUUACAUAUAUGCAUAUAUAUAUGCACACAAACACACACAUUUACUCAGAGAGAGAGAGAGAGAGAGAGAAUGUGUCUUUACAGUGCAUACACACACACACACACACACACACACACACCACGCACACACAUUUACUCAGAGAGAGAGAGAGAGAGAGAGUCUUAAUAUCGCUCAAACGCACACACACGCAAACACGGCAAGAGAGAGAGAGAGAGAGAGAGAAAGAGAGUCUUAACAGUGCUGUUACACACAUACACACGCAAUCACGGUAAGAAAGAGAGAGAGAGAGGCGUGAAGAAGCUUGUAUAUUUAGGGAUAAUGCUUAGGGAUAAAUUAUGUCAGUAUGGUAACCAGUACUGUCUCUUUUUCAUAUCUUAAUGAAAAAUUAACUUUGAAUAAUGAUAACGACCAACUACGAUUUAGUUAUGGUUCAACAACGAAUAUGGUUUUGCUGUGAUGCUUACGAUGUAUAGAAUUACAGCAAUCACAGCUGUUAAUCAUCCAGAUACAUUACUUUUAUUUCCUAUAGUAAAAAAUAAAUAACUUUUUUUUUCUCUUGUUGCAAGAAUUCUCAAAAAAGAUCUGCAAGUACCGAAAUUGAAUGUUUAUUCAAAGCAAUAAACAAGAUCCAAAUCCUCGAAAUAAACAGAUCAAAUCAUGGUCUAUACUCUAAUGAAGAGUGUUGUAUGCUAACAAUGAAUUAUCUAACAGAAUCGGAAAAGAGCUUUUUUUCAGGGCAACUCUCUCUCUCUCUCUUCUCUCUCUCUCUCUCUCUCUCUCUCUCUUCCCCUUUUGAUUUACUUGUUGAUAAUAAAUAAAUUGAGAGCACACGAGAGAAAAAGGUUAGUGAUGGAGCAGGGAGAAUCAGCUUUUCCUCUUGUGCUUAUAAGUGAUGGGAUGAAUUAUCACAGAGAACCUCGAUUACAUUGAUUUGGAAAGGGAAGGGGUUAAUGACUAACGCUUGAUUAAUAAGAGAUGGUAUUUGAGCUUCUGUCUGAAAGGGCUUUCUGAAAAGGACGCUACAGACCCCUCUCGCGAGAGGGGAAAUCUGGAUCUUUGUGAUACUCUCGCCUCGCUGGGAACAGGAUGCGCUGCCGUGUCCCAAAAGGGAGUUAUUCAUCUUGGUAUAAAUGCGAAUACUGUUAUGAAUUUUAAAAGAACUAUUUGCAUAUCCAUUCAAAGGAAAAAGUGCCAAGGACAAGGGCUAAGUCUACUCUUGCUAGUUGAGUUGAUGUUUUGUCAUAAGUAUUUAUUUACAACUUCUUCUUUGGUUGUUCACCCUACUUGUAGUCGUUAUCUCGUCUUAGGCCUAUUGCCAUGUUUUCGUGAUAGAUCACUAGCCAUUACUCAUUAUCUUGGAUUUUGCUCCAUUUUAUAUGCCAUGGCUCUUUAUCCACGAUUUUAUCCUACUUUCCCUGCUAUCUCUUUUUUUAUAAAAACUUCUUCCCCAUUGUCCUAAUAAGACUACGCAUGGUGCUAUUCUAUGAUGGUGCUCGAUAUCUCUUUACCCUAGACUUCUAUUUAGAUUACUUGACGUGAUUUUGCCCUUGAUUUGACCCUGUGUCUCUUAUAAUCCGCAGAUUUCAUGUUACUCAUGGCUCUCUCAACUGCUAUUUCAUCUUCGGUUACUAGGAUGACUCCUUAUUCACAGUUCCGUUCCCAUGGUACUAAAUAAGACGCUUUUACUUCGAUUUAUCUCCCAAUUAUUUGACGUGAACAUCCAGAAGUUUGUACUCUACAUUUCUUCAGCCAUUAUUCUAUCCUUGGUUAUUCAGAAAAUAAGCUUCAUCCACAUGGGACAAACCUACAGGGGCUAUUGACUAUACUCUGUUUUUUUCCAUCUGUCCACUCGCCUGUGGUGUUUGCGUUUGGUAUCACUGCGUCCUGGGCUUUAGAUAGUUACGCUAUGUGUAAGUUUUAGGUAAAUAAAAGGAUAUCUGGCUGUAUAUUUGCAACUGAAAAGUGUUUUAAUAAUUUACUGUAUGUGAAUUACACCGUUAAUAUUCGAAAUAGGAUAUUGUUUUCAUUGUUGAAUGUAAGCUGCCUUUUCGGGGUGGCGUAACUAAUAUUUAAAGCAGGGACGCAGUGAUACCAUACGCAAAAACCACAGGCGGGUGGACAGAUGGAAAAAAAUAGAGUAUAGUAAUUCAAGCUACUCAAGAAUAUAUUGUUCAUUUGAAAGAAACGGCAGAAAAUGAUAGGAAAUAUAGAGAGAAAAAUAUCAGUCGUUAUAAGAGUAGAUAAAUGAGUAAAUUAAUAAACAAAUAGGUUAAAAUAUAUAUAAAUUGUUAGAGUACAAAAUGAUUUGUUUUAAGUAGAAAUGCAUUGCAUCUUUGCUUGAACUUCUGAGGUUCUAAUUGGGCAGCUUCCUCUGGGAGACAGUUUCACAGUCCAAGGGUCUCUUGGCAUGAUUUUGUAUAGGUUACUUGCCCUGGCGUUUUACAAAUUAUUUCUUCGUAAGCUACUUGCUAUGGUUCUUUAUCCACAAAUUUGUGAAUUGAUAUGAAUCCAAGUUAAAAUUUUGUUGUGUUUUGGAAAUUUAUUAAAAGCGUUAAAUUUCA